UUUAUUCGUCUCUAGUCUCUGGUAUAUGUUAAAAUGGAAAAACGACAUUUGGGUAACCUAUUUGUCCAAGUUCGUGAAAAGAUAUGGAAAGUCGAAGCUUGAAAGGGCUAGAGAACUGUUUGAGCAUGCUGUUGAACCGGCUCCUGCUGAUGCAGUUAAGCAGCUGUAUCUUCAAUACGCAAAAUUGGAGGAGGAUUAUGGUCUAGCAAAGCGAGCUAUGAAGGUCUAUGAUGAGGUAACCCAGGCAGUACCAAAUGAAGAAAAACUAAGCAUGUAUGAGAUAUACAUUGCUCGUGCUACUGAGAUAUUUGGUGUCCCUAAAACAAGAGAAAUCUAUGAGCAGGCCAUAGAGUCUGGUCUUGCAGAUAAGGAUGUGAAGACAAUGUGUUUGAAAUAUGCAGAGCUAGAAAAGAGCUUGGGAGAAAUUGACCGAGCUAGGGGAAUAUAUGUGUUUGCAGAUCAAUUUGCAGAUCCACGCACUGAUGGUGAUUUUUGGAAUAAGUGGCAUGAGUUUGAGGCUCAGCAUGGAAAUGAAGAUACCUUCAGAGAAAUGCUGCGAAUCAAAAGAAGUGUUUCUGCAAGUUAUAGCCAGGCACACUUCAUUCUGCCAGAGUACAUGAUGCAGAAGGAUCAGUCAUUGACCCUUGAUGAUGCAAAGGAUAAAUUGAAGCAGGCAGGUGUCCCGGAAGAUGAGAUGGCUGCUCUUGAGAGGCAAUUGGCGCCUGCAUCCAAAAAUGUCAAUUCUAAAGACAGCAGCAGAAAAGUGGGGUUUGUGAGUGCUGGGGUGGAACAAACAUCUCCUAUGCCUUCAAUAUUCACCUUCUCGCUGGUAGCCACCGUUAUUUUGCCAAGCUCCCCUCGAACCAAACUCCCAAAUUUCGAAGGAUUAUUGCACACAUGCAUGGUUGCAGCGGAGUCCAAAAUCCAUCUUUGAUUGUUUUGCUCCACCUCAAGAUCACACUCUUCACAAACUAAUACUUCAACCACACUUUCUUCAACAAUAUUAGCCUCCCCCUUUCCCUUGGUUUCUUGACUUUUCAUCAAUAUUUU
Molecule: messenger RNA, 1050 nt
Organism: Rubroshorea leprosula
Lineage: Eukaryota; Viridiplantae; Streptophyta; Magnoliopsida; Malvales; Dipterocarpaceae
Source: the annotation of a GenBank genome assembly